Neltuma alba is the source of this 2224-nucleotide messenger RNA. Its product is annotated as probable mediator of RNA polymerase II transcription subunit 26b. The record is from RefSeq and is a predicted model, not a curated record. Gene Ontology annotation, cellular component: nucleus. The coding region runs from base 518 to 1855 and encodes 445 amino acids. NCBI's taxonomy places the organism in Eukaryota, Viridiplantae, Streptophyta, Magnoliopsida, Fabales, Fabaceae. The transcript is spliced from 9 exons.
UUUGGUUUUCUCCUUCCUUUGUUCCUUUUUCCCCACAAAACCAGACCGGUCUCUCCUGUUGCUUCAGCCCAACUCUCUAAUCGCAUUACAACACGGGCGCUUCCUCCUCCCUACCUUCCUCACUCUUCAUAUCCAUCUCCGCCUGCCUCCCCACUAUUUUAUUAACCAUAAUCUCGUCAACAUUUUCAGGUCAAAACGCGCAUCAGUUUCCGAACUUGGACCUUCCCUGGCUGAUCAUCGGCCUCUAUUUUUUAACUGCGUAAUCUUUGGACGAUAUAUAGUCUCUUUCAAGAUCGGAUAAUAAUCUAAUACUCUCUAAUCGUUGCACAGUAGAGAACCCUGUUGGAGAUGGUCCUUUGACAUCUGGGAGUUAUCUGUAGCCCGUCAAAAUUGAAUUUCUGGGUCUGAUGCUCGUCCCAAUUACAUGAAAACUCGUAUCUGAUUUGUGGAUAAUUGCUGGCUUUUCAUUUUUGGAUCUAGCAUCGUCGGGAUUGAUCCACCUUGUGAGUUUUGGGGGAUGACCAUGAAGUCCGGGUCACUAGAAUACUGGAGGAAUUACUUUCGAGCUGCAAACUCUGAUAUAUUCGAUAUAAUUGACCACGCGAUCAUGGUGGCGGUUUCCGAUUGUCCGAAAGAAUUUAGAUUACGAAGAGACGGAAUUGCGGAACGUUUGUUUUCUUGUAGAUUGAAUCGUUGUGUGGGGUGUGAUCGAUUGGAGUUGGCGGUUUCCGGUGAUGAUGAGGGAGAUGGGGGUUGUAAGAGUGGUUUUGAUCGAGAUGCUACUGAAUUGGAAGCAGGAGCUAGUAAAGAAAGCAAGGUCCAUAGUAGCAGAGACGAUCAUGGAGAGAUGAACAGGAACCAAGUUGGCAAUUUUAGUUUUGGAGAAGCUGAGGCAUUGACUGAUGAGAUUGAAGAAGAAUCUCAGAUGGUUGGGGAGGUUUUGAGGAUCAAAGAGGUUCUCCAUAACAGCAAGGAAGAGCCUGACUCAGUGUUAUUCGAGUCGUUGAGGAGGCUCCAGCUGCUGGCACUGACCGUGGAUCUUCUUAAGGGAACUGAGAUUGGAAAGGCUGUCAAUCCUCUCAGGAAGCACGGAUCAAAGGAGAUUCGUCAACUUGCACGAACUCUUAUCGAUGGCUGGAAAGAAAUGGUAGAUGAAUGGGUCAAGUCCACAGCUGCUAUAGCAGGGUCAGCAGAAGGAACCCCAGAUUCAGUUGAUCCAUCAGUCGUUGAUGAAGAGGAGGGGCUUCCUUCACCUCCUAUGGAUGAAGGGGCUUUUCUUGCAGCUCCAACUGGUCCAAUGGAACUCUCACAGUUCUUUGAUGGCAUGGAUGAUGAUGGAAAUUUUCGACAAAGUGGGGAAUUCAUCAAGACUCGAGAACACAUCAGAAAACUAUCUAUGGACAGUCAAAACGUUGCAAAGAGAAAACCACAGGCUUCCAGUGAGGCCAAGGAGAGUAAUUGUCAUCAAAUGAAGAAAAAUGAGGUUGCUAUGAGACAGAGUAAACCGGUCUGCACUGAUUCUGGCCCUGGCAGGCCACCAAGGUCCAGCUUGCAGCAAAAAACCAACGCAGGACCAAAGAUGCAGCAGAAACAAGAGAAGAGUGCUAUCCCAAAAAGGCCUCUUGUUGCUCAGCAAGAUAAAUUCAAGUGUUCAGAUGAUGUUUCAGUCCAAGUGAAACUAGAAGCCACUAAGAGGAAACUUCAGGAGUCCUAUCAACAGGCUGAAAAUGCCAAGAAGCAACGAACAAUACAGGUUAUGGAGUUGCAUGAUCUUCCAAAGCAAGGGAAUGGCCACCGAAAUCCACACUUCAAGCCUGGGAAUCUCAACAAGCACUGGGCUCACGGACGAAGAUAGAAAUUUCUGUAUGCAAGAAGAGGAACUACGGUAGUUUUGCGGAAGUUUCAAGACAACGACUAACUCGUUUUGCCAUGCCGUGGCCGAAACAGAAGCAUGGCCUGCUUGACCAUCAACAAAAUACCACGUCCAUUCAGUGGCUUUUUCUUGAGUCAAAAGACAUUGAGUACAUGGAAAUUUUGUUCACCCGCGAUUGGUGCAGAGGGUCCUAACUUCGACACUCAACUGUCAACUUGUUUCUAAGAUUAUUGUCUAUAUAGAAAUCUUAGUGAAUCCACUCUUCAAUUCUAUCAUUUUAACUUUGUCAUAAAUUCAGUGGUCUUCCACUCAUAAAUAGUUUUGAGCCCAUUAUUCAACCUUUGUUUCCCU